Molecule: messenger RNA, 3785 nt
Organism: Toxotes jaculatrix (banded archerfish)
Lineage: Eukaryota; Metazoa; Chordata; Actinopteri; Toxotidae
Gene: errfi1a
Product: ERBB receptor feedback inhibitor 1a
Exons: 4
Coding region: 256-1506 (416 amino acids)
Biological process (GO): regulation of keratinocyte differentiation; negative regulation of epidermal growth factor receptor signaling pathway
Cellular component (GO): extrinsic component of cytoplasmic side of plasma membrane
Source: RefSeq, a predicted model, not a curated record
CACUACAAUACUAGACUUAUCUCAAAGUGUCACAUUAUAGCCGGAGCGUCACCUGUUCGCUGGCGUCCUGUUCCUGAUGCAAUAGGAAUCUGAAGAUUACAGACUCAAGUCAAACCCCAGCACAGACACCGAGGAGCUGUAUUUUACCACAGAGGAGUGUAGGGGGUCAGUCGGCGGAGGGAGAGCUGCGAAGUUAUUUAGGUACACCAGAAGCAGGGGCAGCCAGCCGGGCGAUCUGAGUGUUUCCUGGCUUUGAUGCGACCCGAGUGUGCCUGGAGCAUGUCCACAGUGGGCCUGACUGCCCAGGAGAUCUCUUUUCCCAUAGAAAACCCCUUCCUGCGGGGCAGCUACUGUCACAGCAUGGCUGGAUCCAAGCCCUCCUGGAGCCAUCGCUAUGAACUGGACAAUUUCUACUUCAGUAUGGACACUGCACAUACAGAUCACAGCUCUCGAGCCCAACAAAAGGGGCCACCUCCACCUUCUCUAAGUUAUGAGAGACAUAUACAGAGAUUACCUCCAAAGAAAUCCCGGCCCUCCCAUCUCUCCCUGUCCUGCAGUGCUGAACCCUCCACCCCAAGUCCUGCUGACGAUGACCAGGUGGUCCCCUCAUUCCAGAGGCUCUCAGUGUACGAGUGCAGUAGCCCACCACAGACGCCAGGCAGGUGCUCCAAGCCUCUGCCCCCCCUCCCUUCACAAACAGACAUCUCCCCUGAGCAGGCUAUGGACAAUGAGGUAGAAUUUUUCACAAGUACGGACGACAGCUGUUGCCUGGUGUCUGAUCAGUGUUCCAAAUCGUCUCCUUUUCGAUAUGGAGUCCUCAGCCGAAGGAGCUUCAGGGACUGCGGGCAGAUUAACUAUGCUUAUUAUGAUGGACCACAAAGCCAGAGGCAGCCCCAACAGCACCACCAGACACAUCCUCCACAGGAAGUGCGGGAACAGUAUGAGCAGCAGCGACAGGAACCACCUGAGCCAGUGGUCUGUCAGAGACAGCAGGACAAAGCUCAGAAGAGGCUACGGCGCUCUCACUCUGGCCCAGCUGGAUCCUUUAACAAGCCUUCGCUGCUGCGCCUCACUUGCCACAAACGCCACACCCACAGUAUGGAUAAGCCAGAGGUGCCUCCCCCUAUACCUCCUCGAACAAUCAAGACAGGAGACUAUCGCCGCUGGUCAGCAGAGGUCUCGUCUGGGGCUUAUAGUGAUGAGGACAAACCACCUAAGGUGCCCCCAAGGGAACCUUUGUCGAGAGGCGGCUCUCGCACCCCCAGCCCCAAGAGCCUCCCAACAUAUAUUAAUGGGGUGAUGCCCCCUACCCAAAGCUUUGCACCAGAUCCUAAAUAUGUAAGCUGUCGAGGUUUGCAGAGACAGAACAGUGAGGGCUCCCCCUGCAUCCUUCCUGUUAUGGAGAAUGGAAAGAAGGCUAGCGCCACACAUUACUAUCUCCUACCUCAGCGGGAGAUAGUAAUGUCUUCCACUGAGGGAGACAUUUCGUGGACGCACCUUGUGUAGAGAAGAAGUGUCUUCGGGGCAUGGACACCCUUGCAGCUCGCAAUACAGAUGUGUCAGACUGAGUCUAGGACUGCCACAACAGACGGAAAGCACAUGCAGACUUAGUUUGAAAAGCUUUAGUGGAAGUAGCAGAGGACUCUACUGAGCAAAAACCACUUGACAAAAUGGUGAAACUGGACUCUAACACGCUAACAACCCUCACACUGCUGCUUUCACUGUUUGUUUGUUUGUUUGUUUGUUUGUUUGUUUGUUUGUUUAACCCCUUAUGUAUUCUGAUCACACAGGGUAUGUGAGCACUGUAUUCAGUUACUGGUAAUGUUGGAAUAGCUAUCACAACCGAGAUACUUUACAUAAAAAAUUUUGUCUCUGACUAUAGAUUGUGGGCAAAAUUCAACAUUGUAGAGCUUAUUUUUGAUAUGAUUUUUAUUUCAUGACAUUCAAAAAUUGUGCUGUUUUUGCUGAUGAUAUGGUACAGUCAGAAGGUCCAAGCAGGCCUUGAACCUCAUGUGCUCAGUAUUUUGUGUCUGUAAGGUUGAGGAUGUUUUGUGAGAUGCACCUGGGCUUUCUAACGCUGCUUUUGUAUCUCACAGGGGACAGAAGGUCAGUAAUGUAACCACGUAUCGCUUAAAAUAUGAAGUAUAAACACAAGGCCAAUUAAUUUUUAACAAAAUGAAGGAUGCUAGCACAUGAAUCUCCAUUCUGUUUGCUAUUAUAUAUAAACACUGAUAUGGUUUCCCUGCUUUGAUGAAGUUUUAGUCUUACUCAGGCCACUGUAUCUGUGUAAAUUUGUGUUUCCCACAUGGCACGUUGUCAUGGUACAUUUUGUACUAAGCGGUGGGUACAUUACUGGUAGCUAUGCAUGUUUCCAUUGGAAUGUCUAGUGCAGCUUAUAUGGUGUAGUUGUCUUGAUGAGUUGAUGAAUGUGUUUGUGUGUAUGUAUGUGCGUGGACGUGUUUGUGCAUACGUGCAUGUGAACCGCAGUUGGAAAUGUGUUCUGGUGAUACUUUAUAGAAUGACUUUCUACACUUAAGUAGAAAAUUGUCAACCGUACUUGUUACUGUGCUCUGCUUGUUCGCAGUGCCUGCUUUUGAGCUCAGCCCUCUAAACAGUGAACACACCUGAUUGCUUUCGUUCGGUGUCCAGGUCUGUUUUCUUGCACAGAAAUUGGCCUGUUGAACAUUAAGUGAAUGUAUGCUGUUCUUACUGAAAUUCCGUCAGACAGUUGGAGGAGCUUAUUUUUGGUCAAGCUGUGAGUCAUUGCUUGGAACGAAUUUGCCUCAAGUACUACCUCCCUUUGGUAUUAAUCCUAUAUUUCAUAUAUUCCCCAUUUAAAUUGUGUCCAAAGGCAAAAUCUGAAAUUCUAAUCUGAGACGAAGCUUUAAUUCACUUUAGUUAAGAGUAACACCAAGUCAAUUCUAACCGAAUAUCCUGAAAUAGAGAUUUUAGAUCAGGCAGAUCUUAGAUCACAGAGAUGUUAGGCUAACCUGUUAAUACAGACGCAUUACAAAGACAGUGCAGGGUUUACCUACCUGACACAGACUUUCCUGUUCUGCUCAUGCAUUCCUGCCUUCAUGAUUGCAGUGGGUGUGGUCUGAGAGACUUUGGCUGCUGGCAGCCUAGAAAAUAUAUGAAUUUUUAUUGUUGUAGAUCAUUCAAGAAGCACCAGGAUGGUAUAGUAAAUGUAGCAUAUGUAUUGAAGUAACCCUUGGUAUCGAACACGGUGUUCAGUUUGGGAAACAGAUAACCGCUAAGGUCAAACGGUCGUUGAAGUAUACUUUUUCUCUCCCUCCUGCUCACAAAACCUUGCCAACACAAUGUUGCUUUGGACUUAAAUGUUUGAAAAAAUGUUUACAUCACACACUGAUACUAUUUAAUCUUAAGGUAUUCAUAUGUCUUAUUAGAAAUAAAGAAACUGAAUGAAGACUAGUUUAUCGAGACAUAACUUCUCUGCUGUGGUGAAGACAUGCACUGGGAGAGUACAGUAUGCUGUGUACAGUAUUUAACAGUUCCAUUUGUUGUUAUGAAUAGUUGAUAAGUAUAUAGUCUUUAAAAAAGAAAUCAAAAUAAAAUGACUUAUUUAUGAGCCUGCUUCAUUCUGUUUCUUGAAUCUGUAGAGAGUGAAAUCUCAACUCAGCUGUCUGGCCUGUUUUAUCACCCACACACCCUCAUGCUGUGCCUUAUUGUGACUGGCUUCUAUCCAGAGAAAGAAGAGUGACUUACAAUGGUCGACUGACAGGUGUACAGUAUAUUGCCUUCCUCUUCCUGGUUAUAGCACUGCC